Molecule: messenger RNA, 4443 nt
Organism: Bolinopsis microptera
Lineage: Eukaryota; Metazoa; Ctenophora; Tentaculata; Lobata; Bolinopsidae
Product: transcriptional regulator ATRX-like
Exons: 9
Coding region: 1-4443 (1480 amino acids)
Biological process (GO): replication fork processing; chromatin remodeling
Cellular component (GO): nucleus; pericentric heterochromatin
Molecular function (GO): chromatin DNA binding
Source: RefSeq, a predicted model, not a curated record
AUGGAUGUGGAGGAGUGGAAAUGUUUUAUAUGUGAACCCACUGCUAUUGAGAGCUUACAAGAAUUAACCAAAGCUGCUCUUGAUCAUCAAAACGACAACGACCCCACUGAUCUGUUAUUGGAGAAAUGUUCCGCCAUUUUUAACGGCGAUGCAGAUGUAAAUGAUUCAGAGAGAGAAGAGAUCAUUAAGGAGAGGUUGCGAUUGCGCAGAAAUAAAGUUAUCAAAGAAAUAGUUAAGAAAAGAAAGAUGUCAGUUAUUCUGAUAAAGAAUCAUGUCAGUGAUUCUGAUAAAGAAUCAAUUAAGAAAAGAAAGAAGUCUGGUUCCAAUUCAGAAUAUGAGUCACCUCCAGAAUCACACAAGAAGGUCAAAGAUUCAGAUGACAAAUCAAGAAGCUUAAUGGAGAGGAUUGAUGAGGAAGGGUCUAGUGAUUUAGAAGAAGAUUCCAAUGAAGAAGAUGAAAAAGAAGAUGAUAAAGUUAUCAAAGAAAUAGUUAAGAAAAGAAAGAAAUCUGCUUCUGAUGUCAAAUCACACAAGAAGGUCAAAGAUUCAGAUGACAAAUCAAGAAGCUUAAUGGAGAGGAUUGAUGAGGAAGGGUCUAGUGAUUUAGAAGAAGAUUCCAAUGAAGAAGAUGAUAAAGAAGAUGAUAAAGUUAUCAAAGAAAUAGUUAAGAAAAGAAAGAAAUCUGCUUCUGAUGUCAAAUCACACAAGAAGGUCAAAGAUUCAGAUGACAAAUCAAGAAGCUUAAUGGAGAGGAUUGAUGAGGAAGGGUCUAGUGAUUUAGAAGAAGAUUCCAAUGAAGAAGAUGAUAAAGAAGAUGAUAAAGUUAUCAAAGAAAUAGUUAAGAAAAGAAAGAAAUCUGCUUCUGAUGUCAAGGGUUAUGAGAUUUAUUGUCGGUGGUGCAGUGAACCCGGUAAUCUGGUAUGCUGUGACGAGUGUAAAACUCCUUUCUGUGAAGAGUGUAUCAGUAGAAGCAUUGGACUAGAGUAUUAUGAUUCCCUGAUGGAUGUGGAGGAGUGGAAAUGUUUUAUAUGUGAACCCACUGCUAUUGAGAGCUUACAAGAAUUAACCAAAGCUGCUCUUGAUCAUCAGAAUGACAACGACCCCACUGAUCUGUUAUUGGAGAAAUGUUCCGCCAUUUUUAACGGCGAUGCAGAUGUAAAUGAUUCAGAGAGAGAAGAGAUCAUUAAGGAGAGGUUGCGAUUGCGCAGAAAUAAAGUUAUCAAAGAAAUAGUUAAGAAAAGAAAGAUGUCAGUUAUUCUGAUAAAGAAUCAUGUCAGUGAUUCUGAUAAAGAAUCAAUUAAGAAAAGAAAGAAGUCUGGUUCCAAUUCAGAAUAUGAGUCACCUCCAGAAUCACACAAGAAGGUCAAAGAUUCAGAUGACAAAUCAAGAAGCUUAAUGGAGAGGAUUGAUGAGGAAGGGUCUAGUGAUUUAGAAGAAGAUUCCAAUGAAGAAGAUGAUAAAGAAGAUGAUAAAGUUAUCAAAGAAAUAGUUAAGAAAAGAAAGAUGUCAGUUAUUCUGAUAAAGAAUCAUGUCAGUUAUUCUGAUAAAGAAUCAAUUAAGAAAAGAAAGAAGUCUGGUUCCAAUUCAGAAUACGAGUCACCUCCAGAAUCACACAAGAAGGUCAAAGAUUCAGAUGACAAAUCAAGAAGCUUAAUGGAGAGGAUUGAUGAGGAAGGGUCUAGUGAUUUAGAAGAAGAUUCCAAUGAAGAAGAUGAAAAAGAAUAUGAUAAAGUUAUCAAAGAAAUAGUUAAGAAAAGAAAGAAAUCUGCUUCUGAUGUCAAAUCACACAAGAAGGUCAAAGAUUCAGAUGACAAAUCAAGAAGCUUAAUGGAGAGGAUUGAUGAGGAAGGGUCUAGUGAUUUAGAAGAAGAUUCCAAUGAAGAAGAUGAAAAAGAAGAUGAUAAAGUUAUCAAAGAAAUAGUUAAGAAAAGAAAGAAAUCUGCUUCUGAUGUCAGUGAUUCUGAUAAAGAAUCAAUUAAGAAAAGAAAGAAGUCUGGUUCCAAUUCAGAAUACGAGUCACCUCCAGAAUCACACAAGAAGGUCAAAGAUUCAGAUGACAAAUCAAGAAGCUUAAUGGAGAGGAUUGAUGAGGAAGGGUCUAGUGAUUUAGAAGAAGAUUCCAAUGAAGAAGAUGAAAAAGAAGAUGAUAAAGUUAUCAAAGAAAUAGUUAAGAAAAGAAAGAAAUCUGCUUCUGAUGUCAAAUCACACAAGAAGGUCAAAGAUUCAGAUGACAAAUCAAGAAGCUUAAUGGAGAGGAUUGAUGAGGAAGGGUCUAGUGAUUUAGAAGAAGAUUCCAAUGAAGAAGAUGAUAAAGAAGAUGAUAAAGUUAUCAAAGAAAUAGUUAAGAAAAGAAAGAAAUCUGCUUCUGAUGUCAAAUCACACAAGAAGGUCAAAGAUUCAGAUGACAAAUCAAGAAGCUUAAUGGAGAGGAUUGAUGAGGAAGGGUCUAGUGAUUUAGAAGAAGAUUCCAAUGAAGAAGAUGAUAAAGAAGAUGAUAAAGUUAUCAAAGAAAUAGUUAAGAAAAGAAAGAAAUCUGCUUCUGAUGUCAAGGGUUAUGAGAUUUAUUGUCGGUGGUGCAGUGAACCCGGUAAUCUGGUAUGCUGUGACGAGUGUAAAACUCCUUUCUGUGAAGAGUGUAUCAGUAGAAGCAUUGGACUAGAGUAUUAUGAUUCCCUGAUGGAUGUGGAGGAGUGGAAAUGUUUUAUAUGUGAACCCACUGCUAUUGAGAGCUUACAAGAAUUAACCAAAGCUGCUCUUGAUCAUCAGAAUGACAACGACCCCACUGAUCUGUUAUUGGAGAAAUGUUCCGCCAUUUUUAACGGCGAUGCAGAUGUAAAUGAUUCAGAGAGAGAAGAGAUCAUUAAGGAGAGGUUGCGAUUGCGCAGAAAUAAAGUUAUCAAAGAAAUAGUUAAGAAAAGAAAGAUGUCAGUGAUUCUGAUAAAGAAUCAUGUCAGUGAUUCUGAUAAAGAAUCAAUUAAGAAAAGAAAGAAGUCUGGUUCCAAUUCAGAAUACGAGUCACCUCCAGAAUCACACAAGAAGGUCAAAGAUUCAGAUGACAAAUCAAGAAGCUUAAUGGAGAGGAUUGAUGAGGAAGGGUCUAGUGAUUUAGAAGAAGAUUCCAAUGAAGAAGAUGAUAAAGAAGAUGAUAAAGUUAUCAAAGAAAUAGUUAAGAAAAGAAAGAAAUCUGCUUCUGAUGUCAGUGAUUCUGAUAAAGAAUCAAUUAAGAAAAGAAAGAAGUCUGGUUCCAAUUCAGAAUACGAGUCACCUCCAGAAUCACACAAGAAGGUCAAAGAUUCAGAUGACAAAUCAAGAAGCUUAAUGGAGAGGAUUGAUGAGGAAGGGUCUAGUGAUUUAGAAGAAGAUUCCAAUGAAGAAGAUGAUAAAGAAGAUGAUAAAGUUAUCAAAGAAAUAGUUAAGAAAAGAAAGAAAUCUGCUUCUGAUGUCAAGGGUUAUGAGAUUUAUUGUCGGUGGUGCAGUGAACCCGGUAAUCUGGUAUGCUGUGACGAGUGUAAAACUCCUUUCUGUGAAGAGUGUAUCAGUAGAAGCAUUGGACUAGAGUAUUAUGAUUCCCUGAUGGAUGUGGAGGAGUGGAAAUGUUUUAUAUGUGAACCCACUGCUAUUGAGAGCUUACAAGAAUUAACCAAAGCUGCUCUUGAUCAUCAGAAUGACAACGACCCCACUGAUCUGUUAUUGGAGAAAUGUUCCGCCAUUUUUAACGGCGAUGCAGAUGUAAAUGAUUCAGAGAGAGAAGAGAUCAUUAAGGAGAGGUUGCGAUUGCGCAGAAAUAAAGUUAUCAAAGAAAUAGUUAAGAAAAGAAAGAUGUCAGUGAUUCUGAUAAAGAAUCAUGUCAGUGAUUCUGAUAAAGAAUCAAUUAAGAAAAGAAAGAAGUCUGGUUCCAAUUCAGAAUACGAGUCACCUCCAGAAUCACACAAGAAGGUCAAAGAUUCAGAUGACAAAUCAAGAAGCUUAAUGGAGAGGAUUGAUGAGGAAGGGUCUAGUGAUUUAGAAGAAGAUUCCAAUGAAGAAGAUGAUAAAGAAGAUGAUAAAGUUAUCAAAGAAAUAGUUAAGAAAAGAAAGAAAUCUGCUUCUGAUGUCAGUGAUUCUGAUAAAGAAUCAAUUAAGAAAAGAAAGAAGUCUGGUUCCAAUUCAGAAUACGAGUCAUCUCCAGAAUCACCCAAGAAGGUCAAAGAUUCAGAUGACGAUUCUUUGACAAAAGCUGUCGAUAAAUUGAAGAAUUCAGAUGAUGAUUCUAAACCGCCCAAAAUAACAGCUGAUUCAGAUGAAGAGUCAGUGCCUUCAGUUGAUGUGUCAGAAAAAGGUUCUGCUAAGGAAAAACAUACAUCAGAUUCGUAUUCAGUAGCAUCCAAUGAGACCCUUGAUUUGGAAAAACCCUCCAAGAAACAUAACAGACAAUCAACAAAAUGCGAAACUGAAACCGGCUGA